AUGAAGAUCUCUACCAUCCUCUGCUCUACCCUUCUCGCCGGCACCGCCGUGGCCGCCCCUCUGACCGAGAAGCGUCGCGCUCGCAACGAGGCCCGCAUCCAGGCGCGCAACGCCAACCGCAAGAGCAACCCUCCCCUGGUCCCGGAUACCCAGGAGAUCCUGCAGCUCAACAAGACCACCCAGGAGCAGUACAGCUCCAACUGGGCCGGUGCCGUGCUCAUCGGAUCCGGCUACACCUCUGUCACCGGCGAAUUCACGGUCCCCAACCCGUCCGUGCCGACUGGUAGCUCCUCUCGCGGAGAGUACUGCGCCUCCGCAUGGGUCGGUAUCGAUGGGGAUACCUGUACCAGUGCCAUUCUUCAGACUGGUAUCGACUUCUGUGCGCAGGGCGGCUCCGUCUCGUUCGAUGCGUGGUAUGAGUGGUACCCCGACUACGCGUAUAACUUUGAUGACUUUGAUAUCUCGGUCGGGGAUAAGAUCAAGGUUACAGUGGAUGCGAGCAGCAAGACGGCUGGUACCGCGACGGUUGAGAAUGUCUCGACUGGCCAGAAGGUCACUCAUCGGUUCAGUGGUGGCGUGGAUGGUGAUCUGUGUGAGACUAAUGCGGAGUGGAUUGUCGAGGACUUUGAGUCUAGUGGCUCCCUGGUCAAUUUUGCGGACUUUGGAACGGUUACCUUCACUGGUGCGGGGGCCACGACUGGCGGGUCGACUGUUGGGCCGUCCGGUGCGACUCUGAUUGAUAUCAGACAGAAUGGCGAGGUCUUGACUUCUUCUUCUGUGUCUGGAGGUGAGGUUACCGUGAAGUACCUUUAA
Aspergillus melleus is the source of this 813-nucleotide messenger RNA. Its product is annotated as A4/G1 family peptidase. Gene Ontology annotation, molecular function: glutamic-type endopeptidase activity. The coding region runs from base 1 to 813 and encodes 270 amino acids. The record is from RefSeq and is a predicted model, not a curated record. NCBI's taxonomy places the organism in Eukaryota, Fungi, Ascomycota, Eurotiomycetes, Eurotiales, Aspergillaceae. The transcript has a single exon. Gene Ontology annotation, biological process: proteolysis.